Meriones unguiculatus (Mongolian gerbil) is the source of this 4391-nucleotide messenger RNA. Its product is annotated as zinc finger protein 431-like. Gene Ontology annotation, biological process: negative regulation of transcription by RNA polymerase II. The transcript has 5 exons. Gene Ontology annotation, molecular function: DNA-binding transcription repressor activity, RNA polymerase II-specific. The record is from RefSeq and is a predicted model, not a curated record. NCBI's taxonomy places the organism in Eukaryota, Metazoa, Chordata, Mammalia, Rodentia, Muridae. The coding region runs from base 535 to 1710 and encodes 391 amino acids.
GCUCUGUAGCCGAGCAGGCUCGACAGGUUCCUUGUAAUGUACUCUGAGCGCUGCCGCUGGGUGCUGCGGUGGGAUCAGGCAAACUUCAUGCUGCGGUUAGCUCAGGGCCCGGAGCAGGGAGGAGCAGAAGGCUGAGCAGCGGGAGCUGCAGUGCUGAGUGCUUCCCAGGCUGGGCAGGACGACAGGCGGGUGGGCUAUUGUAGGACGAGGCACAAGUGCUACUGAAAGGCAAAUCUCUGCAGAUCCGGAAAAUCUCUGCAGAUCUGGCCCUGGACUGGAACUUAGGGCCGGGAAACACUAUGCUGUGUCCCUCCAGUACACUCCAGCCCUCAGGGAGGUGCUCAUGUCACUCAAAACUCACUGGCCAAUCACGGCCUUUAGUCUGACCUGCAAAGGAAAACAGGAGGGUUUUCCGGGUGGCCAGCUGCAGCUUCCGCUGUGUAGCUGAGCAGGCUUGAAUCUAUCCCUGUGAUGUACUCUGAGUGCUGCUGCUGGGUGCUUUGAGUGGACUCAGACAAGCUCCGAAGUCGGGACAUGGCUCAGAUCCUGGGAAAAACGGCCAAUGUGUCUGUUAAACAAAUCAAAGCAUACCUGCCUGUCGGAUUCUCUCAGCAUCCCUCAGUCCCCACCUGUUGCAGGGUAAUGGUUGGCAUACACUGUCCUCUAGCCCAGGAUUCAGUGACCUAUGAUGAUGUGAAUGUCAUCUUCACUCGGGAAGAGUGGGCCUUGCUGGAUUCUUCCCAGAAGAGUCUCUAUGAAAAUGUGAUGCUGGAGACCUACAAGAACCUCACUGCUAUUGGCUAUAAUUGGGAAGAGCAAACUACUGAAGAGCAUUCUCAACAUUAUAGAAGACAUGGAAGGCAUGAAAGAAAUCAUCAUGGAGAGAAACCAUAUGAAGGCAUUCAAUAUGGAGAAGCCUUUGCACAUCACAGUAGUCUCCAAAUACAGACAAGAACAUAUACUGGAGAGAAAUUCUAUGAGUAUAGCCAGUGUGAUAAAGACUUUGCAUGUCACAGUAGUCUCCGAGUUCAAAAGAGAACAUGUACUGGAGAGAAACCCUACAAAUGUAAUCAAAGUGAUAAGGUCUCUUCACAACACAAUCAUCAUAAAAAACAUAAAAGAAAAAGGGCUGGAGAGAAACUCUAUGAAUGUAACCAGUGCGAUAAAGCCUUUGCAUGGAAUGGUAGUCUCCUAAGACAUGAAAGAACACAUACUGGAGAGAAACCCUAUAAAUGUAACCAAUGUGGUAAAGCUUUUACCUGUCAUAGCAGUCUCCAAAUACAUAAAAGAACACAUACCGGAGAGAAACCCUAUGAAUGUAAUCAAUGUGGUAAAGCUUUUGCAUGUCUCAGCAGUCUACGAAUACAUAAAAGAAAACAUACAGGAGAGAAACCCUAUGAAUGUAAUCAAUGUGGAAAAGCCUUUUCAUAUCAUGGUAAUCUCCUCAGACAUAAACGAACACAUACUGGAGAGAAACCCUAUGAAUGUAAUGAAUGUGGCAAAGCCUUUUCAUGUCAUGGUAAUUUCCUCAGACAUAAACGAACACAUACUGGAGAGAAACCCUAUGAAUGUAACCAGUGUGGUAAAGCCUUUGGCCAGAACUCUCAUCUCCUAAGCCAUAAAAAAAUACAUACUGAAGAAAAACUGUAUGAUAGUAAAGAGUGUGGUAAAGCCCUUUCACAGCACAGUAGUCUCCCAAUACAUAAAUAAACACAUACCAGAGAGAAACCCUGUGAAUGUAACCAGUGUGGUAAAGCCUUUACACGGCACAGUAGUCUCCAAAUACAUAAAAGAACACAUACCGGAGAGAAACCUUAUGAAUGCAACCAAUGUGAUAAAGCUUUUACAUGUCACAGCAGUCUCCGUCUACAUAAAAGAAAACAUACAGGAGAAAAACCCUAUGAAUGGAAUCAAUGUGGUAAAGCCUUUGAAUGUCAUGGUUAUCUCUUAAGACAUGAAAGAACGCAUACUGGAGAGAAACCCUUUGAAUGUAACCAGUGUAGUAAAGCCUUUUCACAGCACAGUAGUCUCCAAAUACAUAGAAGAACACAUACUGGAGAGAAACUCUAUGAUUGUAAACAGUGUGGUAAAGCCUUUGCACGUAACAGUAAUCUCCAAGUACAUAAACGAAUACAUACUGGAGGGAAACCCUUUGAAUGUAACCAGUGUGGUAAAGCUUUUGUAUGUGAAAAAAGUCUCCAUAUACAUAAAAGAACACAUACGGGAGAGAAACCGUAUGAUUGUAAACAGUGUGGCAAAGCCUUUUCAUGUCAUGGUAAUCUCAUAAGACAUAAAAGGACACAUACUGGAGAAAAACCAUAUGAAUGUAACGAAUGUGGUAAAGCCUUUUCACAGCCCAGUCUUCUCCAAAAACAUAAAAGUACACAUACUGGAGAGAAAUCGUAUGAUUGUAAACAGUGUGGUAAAGCCUUUGCACGUAAUGAUCAUCUCCUAAGACAUAAAAGAACACAUAAUGGAGAGAAAUUCUUUGAAUGAAAUCAAUGUGGUAAAGCCUUUUCAUAGCACAGUAGGCUCCAAAUACAUAAAAGAACACAUUCUGGAGAGAAACUCUAUGAUUGUAACCAGUGUGUUAAAGCCUUUCACAAAACAGCUAUCUCCAUCUAUAUUAACAAAUACAUACUGUAGAGAAGCCUUUUAAAUGUAACCAUGGUGGUAAGGCCUUUUCAUGUCAUAGUCAUCUUCAGAAUCAUAAAAGAAUUCAUCCUGAAGAGAAACUCUAGAAAUAUUUUUAAUUUGGUGAAGGCUUUUAUCAUCAUAAUCAGGAAGGAAUUCAUACUGGAAUGAAACUUUAUGAAUACAUUUAAUAUGGUAAUGCCUUUGCACAUUUCUGCAGUCUUCAUCAUUUGAAAGUAUUCAUAGUAUUUAUAGAGAAAUUUGAUGAAUGUAAACCAUGUGGUAAAGCUUUUGUGUGAUGGCUUCUGUUGAGAUCCAACACAACUGAAACACUAGGUCAAAGCAAAUGAACAAGAAUUCGUUGUAAUUAAGGUGCUAGUGAUUGUUCAGGGCCACAGAACAUACUCAUAGACAUCUGUGCCUAAGUCACAGCUACCUGUUCCACCAAUCCAGAUUUAGGGAUAGAGGCUUUCUUUAUGUAGUUGACCUAUGUCCACUGAUACAGAAUGUAGGUUUUACAGCCUAACCACCCAUAACCACUUGUUCUUUUGUGGUUAGCAACAGGCAUUAUGCUUUAGGGAACAAAAGAGGAAUAAUGGAAGCUGAUCAGUUAGUGGAAAGCCUCCAUCACCCCUAAGGCCUAGGAAAGUGAACUCAGUUUCUCCCUAUGAAUAAAUGGAGGACGUAACAAAAAGGUAGUAUUUAUGGCACAUUUCUUUUGCUUUCUCCUAACAGUUGCAUACCACAUUUAUCUUCGAACAUAUAAAAGAACAUAUCCUGUACAGAAACCCUAUGAAUAAGCAAUGUAUUAAACCUUUUCAUGUAGCAGCAGACUUAAAAAUCAUGAGAUAAGUCAUCCUACAGAGACACUCAUAAAUGUAACCAGUUUAGAAAUGAUACUUAAUGGUAUCUUUAUAAAAAAGUAAAACCUUUGGUGUGUAAUCAAUCUGUUAAAGGGUUUGCAUAUCAUAGUAGUCUUUGAGCAUUUUAAAGAACUCAUACUGAAGGAGACCUUUGUCUAUAAAUGAUUUUCUAAAAUCUUUAGCCAUACUCAGUUACACAAGAUUAUUCUGGAGGAUAAAAGUGACAAGUGUCAAUAAUUUAUUCAAACAAUAUGAUGUCUGUUUUUACUUUGUUUUCACUUGCAAACUCAUAUUGACAAAAGCUUAGAGAACUUAAACUAGGUGACCAUUUUAGAUUUCAGAAUUCUCUUUCAUUAUAUCAAAUAACUCAUCCAGGUGUAAAACUUUAUGGGUGUGUAUUAGUGCCUUUGGUGUUGUUGUGAUAAAACACAAUGUCUAAGACAAGUCAUGAAAGAGUUUAGUUUGGCUUAUGGUUCUAGAAGGAUGUGGGAUCGCCAUGAAAGUGACAAGGCAGCAAGUGUCAUACAUGGGAGCUAAAGCCAGGAGCUUAGAGUUCGCAUCCUCAACCAGCAGCACUUAGCAGAAAGUGUGAAGUAGAAGAGGUGUAUGGAAGUAAACUCUCAAGCCCACACAUUGUGGCAUGUUUCCUCUAGCAGGGCACAAUUUCCAAAAUCGUCCCAAAUGAUAACUCCACCUGAGAAGCAUUAAUUUUUAUGACUGCAAGGCUACAUGCAUGAACCAGUUUCUGUUGCAAGAACCAGUUCUGUUGCAUGAACCAAGGCUGUUGUGUAUGCAUAUGCACAGUUCAAAAUGAGAAAAAUCUCUGUCAGUUACAGGAAUAAAUGCUUACACAAGAAAAACAGUGAGGAAUAAACUUUUGUUUCACAAAUUGUA